This is a messenger RNA of Entrophospora sp. SA101, 4851 nucleotides long. The record is from the annotation of a GenBank genome assembly. Lineage: Eukaryota; Fungi; Glomeromycota; Glomeromycetes; Entrophosporales; Entrophosporaceae.
AUGGAAAAAUCAAUCCAAAAAGAUAAAGUGAUAAUUACUCAAACUAAAAAUAAAAAAUAUGAAUCGGAAGUUGCAUCAAUUUAUUCAACAUUUAGUAGAAAUUCUAGAAAAGUAUCACGACAAAGACAAUCAACAAUAGAAAAAUAUCAAAAACAUGAUAAUAAUUUAGGUAGUUACUACAUUGCCUCUAGUCACGAUGGAGCUUUCGUUGCCACCUUUAAUACCGUGUCAUGUUUCGAAAAUAAAGAUAUGAUGCAGCAGUCCCCACAAGAAACAUCAACAACACAAGCAAAUGAGACCAAACCUUCAAGAUCAAAAUCAUCGUUGUCACCAAAUAAUACAAAUAUAAUGGAUGAAGAUUUUGAGAAAGGAAGUGAUUUUGGAGUUGUAAUUGAACCAAGAACUUGGGUACUUUCAAUUGCUCAAAAUAAACGAAUCAAUACUACCAUUGAUGAUCGUGGCGGAGUGGUAAGAUUUCUGGACAAUCGUGUUACACCAGACACAAUUCAUUCCGACGAGGAUGAAGAUUCCAAUUACAAAUUGGAACUGAUAUUGAUGAAUUCUUCAGGAAUUUAUAAAACCAACAUUUAUCCAAAAUUAAAAUAUAAAAUUCCAACAUCAGUUUACGAAUUCUUCUAUCCACCAGCUGACCAUCUAAAAGUCAGAAAAUUAUUCCAGGAUAAUCCAUGUACAAGCUAUUUGGAAAGUUGUGUUGAGAAAAAUUAUUUUUUUUCAGAGAAUUUUAAAGCUGCAAAAGUUGAUAUUUAUAAUUUGAAAACUGGUGAUCUGGAAAUUUCUUUAUGUAAUCAUGCUGCUCAUCCAUCAUCAACGAUUAAUGAUUUAACUGAAUCAAUAUUUGCCAUUUCCAAAUACGAAAGUAUGGUUGUACAUUGUGGUGGUACAAACAUCAUUACUUUAUAUUUGAUGGAAAAUGGUCUAGAAAUCACAACAAAACGUUUUCCUCAAAUUUCUAGAAUCUUCAACUUGUGUAAAAAACUUGAUGUUGCUCCUUCAGAUUUUAACUGUUUACUUUAUGCUUAUGAUAAGAAUUUUUUCACAUCAAGCUCUGGUAAAAUUUAUUCUUUAGAUGAAAAUGGUGAAUUAUUCUCUUUGUUGGACCAUCCUGAUAUUUCUAAUAUCUUGAACAGUAGUUGUGAUGAUAAUAAUGACAUGUUAGCAUUAGAAUUAGAUGAAAAUGAAUCACGAUAUUAUCACAUGAUUUAUGAGUUGGAUGGUAGUUGUGCUAAAUCAAUUGCAGUUAGAAAUAACAAAUUCCAUUUGAAAUUGUUGGUACAUUCAAAUUCAACCAACACUCACCAAAUCCAUAUCCAUUAUCCAAAAAGCACCAAUGCAAUAAAAGACGCAUGUGAAACACUUGAAUAUCUCUCUCAUCGUAGGAAUGAGUGUAUUGGUCCAAAAAAUAAUCGAAAAUUUGAGGAUUUAUACUAUCAUACUGAGAAAUUGGUUUUUAUAAGUUUUAACAAGUCACCAGGUCUUUGGAGAUUAAAUGAUAUACGUUAUGACAUUAUGGCAAAUUUGAUCAGGGGUAAAAAUGUUUCAUUGAUUAAAAAAAUCUUGUUUAAGGACAAUGAUAACACUGUAAAAGACCAAAAAAAAAAUGCAGCUUUGAAAAAUAAUAAACAUUACUUACACAUUCCGCGUUUAUAUGGGUGGCCAAAAGUAAAAAAAGAAACCGAUUUAGAAGUUGCAAUCAAAUGCGCUAAAGGGCAGAAUCAUAACCGUACAAUGAUAAUGGGAUUUUUAUUAGAAUAUUAUUCCAAUCAUGCAUUAGCAAAUGUUGGGUGGAUGUUUACAGUGAGCCAAGCAGUCCCGUUAUUAUUAUCUAGUAAAAAUUUAGAACUGUAUCUAAAAGAAUUAUUUUAUAAACCAUGCUUUGGAGUAAAAGAAGUUUUGAUUGACCAAUGUUUUGUUGAUCCAUAUGAAUUAAGGAAAGGUGAACAUGAGGCUGUUUAUCCUUUAAGUGCAAGGCCAAGAUUAAUACAAAACGUCACUAAAAAACCUUCCUUAAUGGAACGAUUUUCCAAUUUUAAUUUGUUUAAAAGUGGUUAUGAAGCAAAGAGAUAUAUGGAAAAUAGCAAUGAAUUAGGUCAAAUGACAAGUGUUCAUGUAGUUCCAUUACCAGAUUUUCUUCUAUAUCCAAAUGGUAUAAAAGAUAAAAAGCUAGAAACAAAAAGUCUGUUCCUAAAACUAUUAAAACUAUUAAUUUGGCCACGUGAAUAUGUUAUAAAGAAAGAGGAGGAUUCUAGUGCAUUUUUGCAAGUAAUUAAACAUAAUGGAAAUGAAUUAAUCUUUGAUAAUCCAUCGUUGGAAGCAUGCAUCAAAUACAAAUAUCCUCCAGCAAAAAUUUUUUAUGCCAGACAAUUACUGCUUUACAUAGCUUUCUCAAUUUCUAUAAUAUAUCAUCUUGGUGUGACCACUUUCUCUAAUAAUAACUUUGCAAAACCUGAUGAUGCAAGAGAAUAUGCAAAUCUUUUUUAUAGUCCGGUCAAAAACACAUAUGUGUUUAUAAUCGUGCUAUAUUUUGGUUAUUAUUUGUUGGCUAUUGAGUUCAUACAAGUUAGACAAGAGAAAAUUCAAAGAUAUUUCAGCUUAUUCAAUUUCAUAGAUAUUAUAUCAAUUGUAGUUCCAUUUGCUACUUCAAUAGGGAAUUAUAUUAUUGCUAUAUUUUCAUAUGCGGAAUCAAUUAACUUUAUAAAUCAAGGAAAUGAUGAUUCACAAGCUCUAGAAGAUUUUCUAACAGCAAGAUUUGAUUUAGUUAAAAUAAAUCGAUAUGCUAUAAUUAUUAAUUCUUUUGUUGUGUUGAUCAUAUGGCUGCAAGCUGUAACUUUCGCACGUCCUGCAUAUUUCAUCAAUCUUAUUAUUGAUAUAAUAUCAAGUGUUUGGCCAUUUUUAGCUUUUAUGUUGAUUGCAAUUGGUGGAUUUGGUCAUGCAAUGUACAUAUUAUUAAACGAUCCAGCUAGUAUCGGAUUAACCCCAAACACCUCAGGUUAUGGUGUAAGUGACACAUCAAUCCCUGAAGGAGAUCCUAAUCCUUACGCCAAUAUAGAAAUUGAACCAAUUGUUAAUGUAAAAGAUGUAAAUGAUAAUUUUUUUUUCGAUUUUGGGAAAUCAGUUGAAUCUGUUUAUUUUUGGCCAUUGGGCAGAUGGGAUCAAAUUGAUCAAUGGGAUUUUUGGCCAGUUGAUGCAUUGAGCAUAUCUAAUGAGUUAGAAAAUUGGUUAUCGAAAACUGAAAAGUUUCAUAGUAAACGAUCCAAAUCAUUGUUGCUUGGAGAGGAUGCUUCUUCGUGUUUGUAUGAUUUUGAAUAUGAAGAGUUUAUUGAUGAUGAUGAAUGUGAUGAAGGUAAAGAUGAUGUUUAUAUAAAUGAAGAAAGUAAGAAAACGAUGCAUAAAGAUAAUGAUGCUGAUAAAAUUUCUUCAUCUAAACUGGAUGGUGGAGAUAAAUACGGUGAUAAUAAUGAGAAAACCUGUCGUCCUGGUGAAAAUAUGAGAUUUGUAACCAGUUCUGAGAUUUUUGAAAUAACAUUAACAAAUUCAAAGCGCAUACCAUAUGUUUUAUGGGAGGGAGAGAAUCAACAUUUUGGUGGGAAAGAAGAUAUAGAGAUCAUCAAUACCAGUUUACCAUCACCAUCAAUAAUAAAUGAAGAAAAUCAUGAUGCAAAUUUUCUGGAAGAAUUUGCUUGUGAUGGAAAUUCAAUACUUAUUGAUGAUGAAUUGGUGGUUAUUAAUGAGCGGUUGGGGCCUUGGAGUGGAUAUGAACAUUUGCUCUUGCUUAAAAAUGUAAACGACACCAACCCCAAUCCAGAUCAAAGCGCAACCACAACAGAUGAAGGAUCUGUUUCUUGCAGUGAUAGUGGUUAUAUAGCUGAAGAAUAUAAUCUAGGUCUUCAUAUUGCUUCAUUUUUUAUAAUACUUGCAACAAGUUCAUUGGGUGCUUUUAUUCCAGUUAUAUCUACUAGAAACCCCAACUUGAAGGUUCCAAAAUUAGUUUAUUUCUCCACAAAACAUUUUGGUACUGGUGUUAUUCUUGCAACUGCUUUUAUUCAUAUGAUCCCCACAGCAUUUGAGGCAUUAAGCGAAGACUGUCUUCCAGAAAUUUGGCAUAAUUAUGCAUGGCCAGGUGCAAUUUCUAUGAUGGCAGCAUUAUUAGUUUUUUUCAUAGAAUAUUUGGCCACAAAUUAUACUGAUGAAUUUGAUGAUAAAAAUAAAGAAAUUCUCCCAAGAAAUGACGAUAAUAUUAAAGGAGCUGCUGAGGUCACUAAUAUCAGUCAACCAAAUGGGACUUUAGUUGUGCUAACUAAUAGUUCACAAACAAUCGGUGUAGUAGUUUUAGAAUUUGGUAUUUGCUUUCAUUCAGUAAUAAUUGGAAUGGCAUUGUCAGUUACUAGUGGGACUGAGUUUAUCUCUUUAUUAUGUGCUUUGGUUUUUCAUCAGACAUUCGAAGGUUUGGGACUUGGUUCAAGAAUUGCAGCAUUAAAGUUACCAGAAGGCAGCUUUAAACCAUGGCUUAUGUCAUUAGCUUAUGGUGCUACAACUCCACUUGGAAUAGCUAUAGGUUUAAGUGUACGUGAAACAUAUAAUCCAUCGUCAUCAACUGCUCUCAUAGUACAGGGAGUUCUUGACGCAAUAUCUGCUGGAAUAUUGCUUUAUGCUGCAUUAGUUGAAUUGCUCGCAAGUGACUUCAUUUAUGGUUCCCAGUUUCGAAAAUACUCCACCCUUCAAAAAUUAUAUGCGUUUUUUCUUUUGCUUCUUGGUGCUGGAAUGAUGGCUUUGAUUGUGACGAAAAGGCUUGGUGGCAGCAAUGAAAAAGACUUCAAUAUUAAAGGCCUAUAG